Messenger RNA from Electrophorus electricus (electric eel), 531 nucleotides. It is a transcript of the gene dapl1b.2, whose product is annotated as death associated protein 1b, tandem duplicate. The record is from RefSeq and is a predicted model, not a curated record. Gene Ontology annotation, molecular function: death domain binding. Gene Ontology annotation, biological process: negative regulation of autophagy; apoptotic signaling pathway; cellular response to amino acid starvation. NCBI's taxonomy places the organism in Eukaryota, Metazoa, Chordata, Actinopteri, Gymnotiformes, Gymnotidae.
AAGCGCGCUCAGCUUCCUGCCAUACGGUCAACCCGUUUUGCGUCACGUCUGCUUCACGAGUAUAAAACACAAGCGUGGGCGUUGGGAGUUGGCGUACUUCUGUUGUAGACAAAGUUAAAAAAUGGUGCAGCUGUUUAAAGCUGGAAUGAAAGACAAUCUAGUGCUGAAGGCUGGACACCCACCUGCAGUGAAGGCAGGAGGGAAGCGAGUGGCUAAGAAGAGUGGUGAGGACAGUGGAAUCCUGGAGAAAGAGAGCAAGAGAGCGGACAAACCCAGGUCUCUGACCACCUCUUCCCGCAUGCAGCAAAUUGGGAUUCUUUUGGCAGGCCCACUAGACAAGUUGAGUCAUGAUUUUCCUGAGAGUCCAGUUUCAGUGAGGCAUGGAAGGGUCAGACCUAGCAUGGAGAAACCACACAUCCAGCGUACCUUCUUCAUCCAGCAGCCCCGCAAGUGUUGAGUCCAAAUGUCUGCAAAUAGUGUGUGUGUGUGUGUGUGUGUGUGUGUGUGUGUGUGUGUGUGUGUGGGGGGCGG